Molecule: messenger RNA, 478 nt
Organism: Dendrobium catenatum
Lineage: Eukaryota; Viridiplantae; Streptophyta; Magnoliopsida; Asparagales; Orchidaceae
Product: AAA-ATPase At3g50940-like
Exons: 1
Source: RefSeq, a predicted model, not a curated record
AUGCUUGUUGUGGAGGACAUAGAUUGUUUCAGAAAACCGAGUGGUAAAGAUGGCGACUUUUCUCUGUCCUGGUUUCUGGGAUUUGUGGAUUGGAUGUGGGCGAGCACAGGGGAGGACCGGGUGCUCGUUUUCACGGCGAAGAAGAAGGACCGGGUCGACUCUGUCCUCCUUCAACCGGGCCGAGUCGACAUGUGUCUGCCGAUGGGCUACUGCAGGGCUUCGGGGUUCAAGAUUCUGGCUUGGAACCACCAUGAAAUUAAUGAGCAUUGGAGAUUUAGGGAAAUUGAAGGGUUAUUGGAGGAGGUGGAGGUGACGCCGGCGGAAGUUGGGGAGGAGCUGAUGAGAAGUGAGGAUGUAGAUGUGGCGUUGGAUAGUUUGGUUCAGUUUUUGCAUAGAAAGGGAACAGUGGAAAGUGGGGUAGAGAAUGGUGGUGGGUUCUCCGGAGAGGGGAAUCGGCAGCGAACUCCGUCGAUGGGGG